Messenger RNA from Clunio marinus, 1519 nucleotides. NCBI's taxonomy places the organism in Eukaryota, Metazoa, Arthropoda, Insecta, Diptera, Chironomidae. The record is from the annotation of a GenBank genome assembly.
CAUUUCCGAGAUAUUCAUGAGAAAUUACGUCAAAGCACGUACUUGUACGCGGCUGUAAUCAAAUGCAGUAGCUUGACACCCUGUUCUGUUUACUUUCGGGAAAUCAAACUUCUUAUCGUAAUUUAUAUAUAAUUUUUAAUUAAAGUUAAUUCUGGACGACCUUUUGUAUUCCGAGAAAGAGAAAGGUGAAACUUUUAAAUCAAGUUUCCUCACUCAAUUUAUUAAAGAAAAAGUAAAUUUUAUAAGAGAAAUAAUGUGUGAAGCAGAAAUUGAGAAAAUCAAGUCUCAAUUGAAAAUAGCAAGAAAUGAAAUAUCAAAUUUAAGUUUUCUCACUCAAUUUAUUAAAGAAAAAGUAAAUUUUAUAAGAGAAAUAAUGUGUGAAGCAGAAAUUGAGAAAAUCAAGUCUCAAUUGGAAAUAGCAAGAAAUGAAAUAUCAAAUUUAAGAUCUCAAAUAAACAACUUAAAUCAUGUUCAUCGCAAAGACGUCGAGUUAAUGAAAGCAACAUUACAAGAUUUCAGAUGUCAUGGCUGGUCAAUAAGUGAACCAAUGAAAGAAAGCAAUAUUGAACCAAAGGAGAAUGACUUAUCAAUAGACUUAAAGCCAAUUGGAUAUAUCAAAACUAUUUUCACAGAUAAGCGAGCGGUGCCACGACAGGCAAACAUAGCUGAAGGAAUAUUUUCAAGAAUUGAAUUGCUUAAAGACGUUUAUACGAAUCCACAACAGAGCUUGGAGACACUUGAUGAAUUUAGUCACUUUUGGAUAAUUUACUAUUUCCAUCGUAAUAUUUGUCACUUCAAACCGAAAGUUUCACCUCCUCGGUUGGAUGGAAAGAAAGUUGGCGUAUUUGCUACCAGGAGUCCUCAUCGAUUUAAUCCUAUAGGAAUGUCACUCGUUCGUUUAGAUCAUAUUGAGGGAUCUGUCAUAUAUUUUUAUGGAAGUGAUAUGGUAAAUGACACACCUGUGAUUGAUAUAAAACCUUACAUUCCUCGAUAUGACUGCCCUGAAAAAUUCAGCGACAAUGGAACUCUCACUCCGGAAGUUGCAUCAAUGAAAGCACGAGAAGAACCAGAGGGGGAAGAUUCACAAGAUGAAACAACCACACCUACUAGUUCGAGUUCAUCCCAGCAAAACUUAGCUGAUGUAAAAGUUCCAGCGUGGAUAAAUAAUCAUCCAACAUUGACAGUUAUUUUCUCUGAAAAUGCUUUAGGACAAAUCAAUGAAUUUAAAUUUAAUCAGAAAACAAUUGAAGAUAUUCUUAAGAAUGAUCCACGCUCUGUAUAUGUUCGAGAAAAAUAUUUAUCUCAAAUUUAUAACUUUCAAGUUGAUGGAAACAAUGUGAUAUGCAAAUUUGAUGAUGUUAAUGGAACAGUGACUGUUUUACAAGUGAGAAGAAUGUAAAGUUCGGCUUAUCUGUGUAAUGCUUUAAUUAAAAGAUUUCUUUAUUAUUAGUGUGCUUGAUUGCUACUUUUAAAUUAUUAAAAUGCAAUAAAUAUUUAUCAAGAAAAUUCAUGCAAAUUC